AUGGGAAAAAUUUCAGGUUGGAAUUUGCCAUCAAUACCGCAGUCACCACUGCUACCAGCAUCAUCGCCGCUGCCGCUGCCUCCACCGGUUCUGCCUGAUGAAUUCAAGAACCAUAUCAGAGAGUUGAACGGCAGCGACAUUCAAUUUGUGAUGAGCAAGAAACUCUUCCAGACAGAUUUGACCCCGAAUCACGACCGUUUAUCAAUGCCGAUGAAAGAAAUUCGUUGUGAUUUCCUCACUGAGGCUGAGAAGGCAACAUUGAAUGAGAGAGAUUGCUCAAAAGGAAAACUUGUCGGAGUUGAAAUGAAGGUGUUGGAUCCAUCUCUUAAUGAGUUGACAUUGUCGUUGAAGAAGUGGAACAUGACAAGCACAAGCAUCUACUGUCUCACCAAAAACUGGAAGAGUGUUGUCACCCAUAACAGUUUGCAAAAAGGCGAUCAACUGCAAAUACGGUCUUUCAGAAUGGAUGGCAAAUUACAUUUUGUAUUAAAUAAACUCUGA
This is a messenger RNA of Gastrolobium bilobum, 501 nucleotides long. RefSeq names its product putative B3 domain-containing protein At2g27410. Bases 1 to 501 code for a protein of 166 amino acids. NCBI's taxonomy places the organism in Eukaryota, Viridiplantae, Streptophyta, Magnoliopsida, Fabales, Fabaceae. The record is from RefSeq and is a predicted model, not a curated record. The transcript has a single exon. Gene Ontology annotation, molecular function: DNA binding.